CUCUUCCUUCAACCUCACUCUUUCUUCGAAAUCACCCACCAUCUUCAUCAUCCUUCAAUUCGUUGUCGGGAUACCUCUUCACAUUCGUUCAUCUACUUCCUCCUCUUCCGUCCGCCUUCCUUUCCCUCUUUCUCUUCAAUCUCAUUCCAUUUCUCCUCACUCUCACUCUUGACAAUCUUUCUUCAACAAUCUCCCCUCCUCUAAUACCAACUCAGCUUCGCCCAUACAGCGUUCCGAUGCUACUCAAGAGUCCAGCUCUGCUGGCAAUGGCCUUUUUGGCUGUUGCCGACGGCUUCCCUCGGAUUAGGCCCGGCGGUGCAGGCUUUCCUAAGGUCACCACUACCGUCACCGAGACUUUCACGUCGGUUUACGUCGUAACUUGUGCUCCGACUCUUGGUGGCUACUGGGACUUCAAGCUUCCAGGCGUCAAGCCCGCGAAGAGAGACGUCAAAGACGACGAUGAUCCCAUCUCUUGGCCUCGUACUCUUACGGUCACCAAGACGAAAUCCACGACGAUCACCGAGUCCCUCUCUCGGAGUUGCCCUAUCACGGAUGGACCUACCGAGACGCCGACUCCCACGUUGACUCCGUCCGACACCGUUGAGCCCUCCGAGACUGCUACUCCCUCCGAGACCGCGACCCCCUCCGAGACUGCUACUCCCUCCGAGACGGUUGAGCCUUCCGCGACUGCUACUCCCUCCGAGACUGCUACUCCCUCCGAGACUGCUACUCCCUCCGAGACCGCGACCCCUCCGAGACGGUUGAGCCUUCCGAGACUGCUACUCCCUCCGAGACUGCUACUCCCUCCGAGACGGUUGAGCCUUCCGAGACUGCUACUCCCUCCGAGACUGCUACUCCCUCCGAGACUGCUACUCCCUCCGAGACCGCGACCCCCUCCGAGACGGUUGAGCCUUCCGAGACUGCUACUCCCUCCGAGACUGCUACUCCCUCCGAGACUGUUGAGCCUUCCGCGACUGCUACUCCCUCCGAGACUGCGACCCCUUCCGAGACGGUUGAGCCUUCCGCGACUGUGACCCCCUCCGAGACGAUUGAGCCUUCCGAGACUGCUACUCCCUCCGAGACCGCGACCCCCUCCGAGACUGUUGAGCCUUCCGAGACUGCUACUCCCUCUGAGACUGUU
Molecule: messenger RNA, 1141 nt
Organism: Tricharina praecox
Lineage: Eukaryota; Fungi; Ascomycota; Pezizomycetes; Pezizales; Pyronemataceae
Exons: 3
Coding region: 237-1034 (265 amino acids)
Source: RefSeq, a predicted model, not a curated record